AUGGAGACCGAGGGUUUGGGCCUUUCGUCUCUCGGCCUUAGCGAAGGUACUUGCAGUCAGGAUGAAAAAUGCUUUGUAUCUUGCGAAGAGGGCGAUACUGAGAACAAUUUGGGAGGCCUUAAUGAUCUAUCACAUUUGCUGGUUGAGAGGACUGAGGGGCGACCCACAUGUUCACGGUGCAGCCGUCCACAGAAGGUUUGCCUGUGCCCUUUCCUUCCAGUCCAUCCUUUAGAUGUCUCCACGUGUUUGUAUAUAGUUCAGCAUCCAGCUGAGGAGAGUCGAGUUCUGCGGACUGUUCCACUUCUGGCUGCCUGUCUUCUUCCAGGGAACUGCAAGGUUUUAGUUGGAAGACGUUUUAGUGAGGACAGAUAUCCUGAACUGGCCUCUGUGUGUAAAAGCCCUGGUACUCUGAUUCUUUAUCCCGGAUCUGAUGCAGAAAACCUUGAAGAACUGGAAUUGAACUCCUCAGCUGCACCUUACAACAUCAUUAUAAUAGACGGUACAUGGAGCCAGGCCAAGGAUAUGUUCCUUAGGAACCCGCUCUUCCACCUUCCAAAGCAGGUGCAAUUGAAAACUUCAUUGUCAAGUCAGUAUGUAAUCCGGACUCAACCAACCAAUACCUGUCUCUCUACACUGGAAUGUGCUGCUAUUGCUCUUUCAAUCAUGGAAAAGAAUGAUUCAAUACAAGAGGUUAUACUGCGUCCUCUCAAGGCUCUGUGCUCGUUUCAGCUGCAACAUGGUGCCCAGAUCCAUCACAGCAAGGAACACCUCCUUAAAAACGGAAUAUAUGACAAACCCAUGCCAAAGAAUAAACGCAAACUGAAAAGAAUGGAACUACUAAUGAACAAUAAAAAAAUGUAGGUAGAUUUUGUAAUUUUUGUUAUUUUACCUUUUUAACUGGGAAUAAAUAAGUAAUAAAGCCCAGCAAAGGGAGAAUUAAAUUGAUGGAGAAGAAUGCAUUUGUUUGGCAACAUUUUUAUAAGGUCUUAUGUAGAUUACUAGAUUGUGGAGAAGUUGAAGUCAGUAUUUUUAUUUUUUUAAAUCUGUUAAUAUUUAUUACAAAUAGUUCUCACAGCUUGUUCUUGUUUAGUUAUUUAAACAUGUGUAAAGUAAAUCAGGAGCACUGGAUUUAUGGCUAAUUAACCCUUAACUGUUGGGGCAAAAAGACACACCUAACAAAAAGUAAUGAUGUGGCACGCCAUUCAUGCCAAUGCAUCACAGAUUAAAUUGCCAUGGAACCUACUUUUAUUUUUCCCUCUGGUAUUGUCUUAAAGCAAGUUUAACCCUUAGCACUCCAUUUAUUCAGAUUUAAAAGGCCCUGCAUAACAAAAGGACACUCAGUACUGCAUCUCCAGCCCCGCCCCACCCCUUGCUCGCUG
Messenger RNA from Polyodon spathula (Mississippi paddlefish), 1379 nucleotides. RefSeq names its product DTW domain containing 2 (gene dtwd2). Bases 1 to 861 code for a protein of 286 amino acids. Lineage: Eukaryota; Metazoa; Chordata; Actinopteri; Acipenseriformes; Polyodontidae. The record is from RefSeq and is a predicted model, not a curated record. The transcript is spliced from 6 exons.